This is a messenger RNA of Verticillium nonalfalfae, 1653 nucleotides long. RefSeq lists its product as uncharacterized. The record is from RefSeq and is a predicted model, not a curated record. Lineage: Eukaryota; Fungi; Ascomycota; Sordariomycetes; Glomerellales; Plectosphaerellaceae. The coding region runs from base 1 to 1653 and encodes 550 amino acids. Gene Ontology annotation, molecular function: double-stranded DNA 3'-5' DNA exonuclease activity; DNA binding; endonuclease activity. The transcript is spliced from 6 exons. Gene Ontology annotation, biological process: base-excision repair. Gene Ontology annotation, cellular component: nucleus.
AUGCCGCGAAUUACUACAUGGAACGUCAAUGGUAUCAGGAACCCAUUUGGGUAUCAGCCAUGGAGGGAGAAACGGACAUUCGAGGCCAUGUUCGACAUACUGGAGGCAGACAUAGUCAUCUUCCAGGAGACGAAGAUUCAGCGUAAAGACCUCAAGGACGACAUGGUUCUGAUUCCUGGCUGGGACGUUUACUUCAGUCUUCCCAAAUACAAAAAAGGUUAUUCCGGGGUGGUAAUCUACACGCGGAAUGCCACGUGCUGCCCCAUACGUGCAGAGGAGGGCAUUUUUGGCGUUCUUUGUCCUCCAGACUCAAGCACCAGAUUCCGAGACUUGCCUAAAGAGCAACAGAUUGGCGGCUAUCCAACCGCUGAGCAGCUUUCCAGCGACAUCGAUGAAGCCACACUCGAUUCAGAAGGCCGAUGUGUGAUCCUCGAAUUUCCUGCAUUCGUGCUCAUUGGCACGUACAGUCCCGCCAACCGCGAUGAAUCAAGACAAGAGUUUCGCCUGGGCUAUCUCUCUGCACUGGAUGCGAGGGUGCGCAACCUUGUUGCCGCGGGUAAGCAGGUCAUUUUGACAGGUGACCUGAACGUCAGCCGAUCCGAGAUUGAUACGAUUAACCUUUCUGAGCAACUGCGCAAAGAGGACAUGACAAUGGACGACUGGAUGGCCAUUCCCUCGCGACGGCUCUUCAAUCAGCUUCUUUUCGAGGGUCAAGUUCAUGGAGAUCGCGAUCCUGGGCGCGAGCAACCUGUACUUUGGGAUAUUUGUCGCUGCUUCCAUCCAGAUCGUAAAGGCAUGUUUACGUGUUGGGAUACCAAGCGGAACACGAGACCAGCCAACAACGGCGCUCGCAUUGAUUACUUGUUAUGCUCCGCGGGCAUCAAAGAUUGGUUCAUCGACUCCAACAUACAAGAAGGACUCCACGGCUCAGAUCAUUGCCCAGUCUAUGGUACUCUGGGGGACACGGUCAAGGUUGGCGGCCAGGAUGUCCAUACACUUGACCUUCUUAAUCCACAGGGCAUGGUCGAGGGUGGAAAGCGAUUACGGGAAUGGUCGCCGAAAGACUUGCUCCCCAUGUCUGCUAAACUGAUUCCUGAAUUCGACCGUCGUCGCAGCAUUCGCGACAUGUUCAUGAAGAAGCCGGCUGCCAAGGCGCCAGAAAGAAAGACGUUCCUUGAAUCACCAGACACCCUCGCCGAGUCCAAGGCAGAGCCAGAGUCUGCUAGUGCUCCUAACCACGAGACCUUAUCAGCUCGUUCGGACCAAGGUGUGGCAUUGGCGGAGCCCUCGGGCCCAAAGAAUUCUGAGAGUAAACCCUUACCCCUGUAUUCUCCAACAAAGGAGGCGGCUCGCCCUCAAACAUCGAGGCCACCAACAAAGAGGGCAGCACCCACCACUCAGCUGUCGAAAAAAGCAUCCAAGAAGAGCAAGACUAACGACAGCCAGUCAGCUGCAAAGGGAACUGCAGGGUCCAUGGCGCAGAGCACGCUCGUGGGCUUUUUCAAACCCAAGCAGCCAGCCAGAGAUGUGACACCAGCGGCUGUCAGCAGUGCCGAGCCUCCAUCGCCCUACCAACAAACAGCAGCCUCGAACGAAAGUCAAAGAAACAUGGUCAAAGCUUCAGCUGGGCAAGAGGGUAGUGCCGAAGUGUGA